Messenger RNA from Lytechinus pictus (painted urchin), 3424 nucleotides. RefSeq lists its product as uncharacterized. The record is from RefSeq and is a predicted model, not a curated record. Bases 430 to 2085 code for a protein of 551 amino acids. Lineage: Eukaryota; Metazoa; Echinodermata; Echinoidea; Temnopleuroida; Toxopneustidae. The transcript is spliced from 9 exons.
CUCACAUAAGCCUAUUGCCGUCAAACGCAUGGACGAUCGGGUUGAGUAUUGUGGGCUUUAAUUUUAAAGAUGCCGUUUCAGAAAACCAUGGACCUAUUACAACAUGAGAAAACUUACCUUGAUGCUUUCCUGAGCUACUACUUAAAGGUUUGGAUUGUAAUUAUCGUUCAGUCCAAUGAGGGCGUUUCUGCGAAAUGAUAACAGCCAAUCACAGAUAGUUCCCAUAUGCAUCCUGGGCAAUCCUCUCUCUCGCUCGCUCUUUCUAUCUAUCAAAAAUACUUUUACUGCAACAUGAUCAUAGAUAAAUGUCAUCACCGUUACUUCAGUGAGUCUGGUCGAACCGUCAAACAUACAUAGAACUGUGUAUACUUGGCUUACCUAUCUUAUAGUGCAAACAGCUUGAAAUAGCGCACUAAAUAAAUAAAAAAUAUGAUUUUUUUCAAUGAUGCCGUCAUGUUCUCCACUCGUUUCUUCAUCUUGAUACUCCUCUUACCCUUUGGGUGUUCAUUGAAGGCCUCAGCUCAUAACAACAUGAUAAAUGUCAACCAUUUCCUAUCAGACUGCCUUUUGGAAACCUGCAAAUAUACAAUGUGUGCAAAGAAUGGAGAUCGUUUAACUGAUCCGAGUAUGAGAAUGAAUGUUUGCGUAAGGCGAGGUUCGGUCGUCCCAAGGACUCAUUCUUCUAACGUUACGUCCUUGCCAUUAAGCUCGACAAUAUAUCCAGUAGCGACUAUGACGCCAGCUCUGCCUCUGCUGACAACUUCAAAAACAGAACAUACAGUAACAUCAGAUCCGACGAUACCAAACAAGCCAUAUACUGACUUGGAAACCAUGGACAUGGACACGAAUUCGGCAGUAAAUAUUUUUACUUCUUCAACACCUCUGCCAACAGAGUAUCCACCAGCGAGUGAUUUCCAAACAACAAAGAAACUUACAACCACUCCACCUGCAACAAGUUCACCCAACGCAUCCAUAAGUACAUCUUCAACAACCAAGGUGACACCUACAGAACAUGCUCCAGAUGUGGUUACAACAUUAGUUCAAACUACGGACACAGAAGCAACCAACGAACCUACCACUGCAAACCCUACAUCUGAACCUACCGCAAGGACAUCAUCAAUGAGCAAGGCAACUACGAAUUAUCUGCCAACUGCACGCCAACCUACGACUAGAGAGGUUACAACAUCUCCAGGCACAACAAAGGGAUCUGUUACAGAAUCAGUUGGCACAACUGAGACAAUGACCAAAUCAAGCACAUCGGCAACCACAAACGCAGCAGAAACAGUUGAUCCGUCAGUUCCUUCGCUAAAGAUUUUAGCCGUUGAUCACUGCUCCAAUUCAAUUCAGAUAUCAGACCUCCCUACAAUCGCUUUUCAAGCACUCAACCUCCUUAUUGAUAACAAACUCCAGUCUGUCACUUACGAUUCGGUUGACAAGGAGGUAUUUUGGUUAGACAUCCUGCUAGAAGCUGGAGCACUGGGAAUCAGUCAGGUCUGCGGAUCAAAACUCGAUGGGACAUCCAGGAGGUGUAAGAACAUAGACGAUUAUUGUCAAGGGCCUCGGAAAAUAGCUAUCGACGAGACUGAUCGCAAACUCUACAUUGCUUGCUCGUCUAACUCACGAAUUGUAAUGACCAACCUGGUGUUGACAGAUUACAGCUUGCAAAUCCUUGUCGAUACUGUACCUGUCAAUGUGCAGUUCAUUGCAACCAUCCCAGGAGCGGUGGUCUAUGCUACAGUACAAGAGAUACAAAAAUUAACGACCACUUCCAGCAGAAGUGUGCUGACUCAAGAGUCUCACGCGAUACAAGGCUUGACCGUUGAUCGUGCACAAAAUAAGAUUCAUUUUGCUGUCGGAACGAUAACCGCUGCUACAGACUGGUACAAGAUGAACUUUGACGGCACCGAAAGAGUGUCACACGCCACAAGGGUAAAUUCACCAAGUGACUUGGAGUGGUUCGACAAUCAUUUCUACACGGUUGAAAAUGGGAAUAUCUACACCGUCGAUAAUCAUGGUUCCGUGACUAAUUGGAAUUGGAAUAGUAAUGAAAUAUGCAUCACGGACAUUAUAAUAGCAGUUAUUUAGCCCAGUCAGCGAGAUAUUACCUUUACGGGCCUAAGGUAUGUUUCCUAAAGCUUUUUGUUAAGUGACUGACGACUUAAUGGAAAUGACAUUUGCAUGUUUUAACAUUAAAGUGCAAAAUAUGUUUUGUUGCCAUAUGAAGUUAAUUGAAUAAAGGCCAAUAUGACAUUGCAGCUUUUUAACAAUAUCGGCUAAAGAAAUGUUUGUGUCUGGAUCAUUACCCAUGAUGCAACAGUCAAAUAAUAUGUAGUCUUAUAAUACAAGCCCCCAGGCGCGGAUCCAGGGGGCAUGUGCCCCCCCCCCCCUUUUGAGAAACAGAAUUAAAAAUUUGUAAUGUAAAAAUGCCAUGAAAACAGAGGUGUGCCCCCAUUCUUUAAACUGAAGACCUUUUUUUUUUUGCUUUUCAUUUUUUUUUUCGGCUACGAAAUACCCUUAAUUUGUGGUUGAAAUGAAACCUUUUUUUUUCUUUCUUUUUUUGCUUGUCAAAUUUGCCCCCCCCCCUUUUUGGAAAAUCCUGGAUCCGCCCCUGCAAGCCCCGGACAAGCCCAUUACCAUGAUCAGAAUGGCAAUCACUAUUUCAGUACCGGAACUUUCACCAAGAAACAAAGUCUUUACUUUGUGGAUGUACGCAUUCCUGCUCUGUUUCAUUUAUCAAUAAUUUUCUUAAUCAAAAUUUGUGAUUUUUAAUUUUAAAGGUAUAUGUAUCACAACUAUCGUCAAGUAUCCCAUGGAAGAAUCCCCACUGUACAAUGGCAUUUCAUAUUCCAGUUGUUCAUUAAGUCGUGUGUAACAUUUCAAAGAGCUUUAUGAACCCCCCCUCCGACACAAUAUGCUGUCUACACAUGCUGAAACAUAGAUACCCCAGACGAUAUGAGGCUAAACCCACUCAAACAACAAAUUAGAUUGAACAAAAUAUAGAAAAAAUAGAAAAGGAUACCACUAACAGCUUCAUCAAAAUUGGAUGUAAAACAAGAAAGUUAUGGUACUUUAAAGUUUUAGCUGAUUAAAAAUAUCCUGGUCAGCCUAAAUUUGGAAGUCCAUGACUUUACUCACCAUUUCUUUUUUAUCAUAUUAAACAUAAACAACUCUGAAAUGUUGAUUUGAUAGUAAAGAGGACCUCUACCAUUAAAAUUAACUAUAAUGAUGAUUCUAAAUAUUUCAUGAUGAACCAAACAAAGUUUUACAUUACUAAACAAACACUUAAAUAUUUGAAAUUUCAUAUUAAAAAUUGCAAAAAAAAUCACUGUUAGUAAUAUGCUUGUUUAACUUUUCACUAUUCAUCCAAAUAAACUUGUUGAUUUCAUAUCAAAAAUUGCAAAAAAAAAGUUAGUGAAACCCCACC